AUGGCCCAAUUUUCUGGUGCUGUAAAACUUGCAGACCUGAACGAUUUCAUUGCGCCUUCGCAAGCCUGUGUAGUCAACAUUCAUGGUAAGAAAGAAGGGAAUAUUAAGCUAGAUUUCGAUGCUCUUGAUAAGCCUCCUGAGAAGGCCAGCAAGUUAAUAAAUAUCAUGUCCUUGCAGGACUGCUUGGCGUGCUCCGGCUGUGUCACCUCGGCAGAGACCGUGCUGCUGGAGCACCAGUCAGCGGCGGAAUUCAUGUCCAAGCUGGCAGAUCCAGGGGUGACUGUGGUGGUCUCAGUCUCCCCUCAAUCACGGACCGCGCUUGCCGCUUUCUAUGGCCUGUCACCUGCGGAGACGCUGCAGAAGCUAACUGGCUUUUUCAAGGGGCUGGGAGUGCGUGCUGUACUGGACACCAGCACUGGCAGAGACUUUGCCCUGCUGGAGGCUGCUGCUGAGUUUGUGCAGCGCUACAGGGAGGCCCACCCAGAGCUUGCAGGUGAGAGUAUGCCUAGCCUGCCCAUGCUGGCAUCUGCCUGCCCAGGGUGGGUGUGCUAUGCAGAGAAGACGCAUGGCGACUAUGUGCUCCCUCACAUCAGCUCCACCAAGAGCCCCCAGGCGAGCCCCCAACUCUACAAAUUCCCAGCCAAUACACCCAGUAUUACUUCCCUCUUUGCGGUGAUGGGUACGCUGGUGAAGCGGCACCUGGCGGCGCAGUGGGGCCUGCAGCCGGGGCAGGUGUACCACUGCGCCAUCAUGCCCUGCUACGACAAGAAGCUGGAGGCCUCGCGCGAAGACUUCAACGUCCCAGGCACGAGUGUGGCUGAGGUGGACUCUGUGCUGACGAGCGGGGAGGUGCAGCUGAUGCUGGAGGUGCAUGGCCGGCCGCUGGGAGAGCUGCCCUCUGCCCGGCUGGACAGCCUGGUGGGCAGCGCUCCCGAGGACGGGCAGCUCUAUGGCCUGCCUGGAGGCUCAGGCGGCUAUCUGGAGUACAUCUUCAGGGCAGCUGCCGCGCAGCUGUUCGGGAAGGAGGUGGAAGCCGGGCCGCUGCCGCUGCGGACGCUGCGCAAUGCGGACUUCCAGGAGGUGUCCCUGGACGUGGGCGGCCGACCCGCGCUGCGAUUCGCGAUCGCCUACGGCUUCAGAAACAUCCAGACGCUGGUGCGCAAGAUCAAGAGGGGGGCUUCCGAGUACGAUUACGUGGAGAUCAUGGCUUGCCCGUCAGGCUGCCUGAACGGGGGCGGCCAGAUCAAGCCGCAGCCUGGACAGUCCAGUCAGCAGCUGCUGGACGAAUUAGAUGCCAUCUAUCAUGACCCCCAGGCAUGCGUGGUUCCCAGGCUUCCACAGGACAACCCCACAGUUGCAGCGCUGUAUGAGCGGUGGGUAGGGGCGCCAGUGGGCUCCGAGCAGGGCAGGCAACUGUUCUUCACAGAGUACCACAAGCGCGACAAGAGCAUAGCAGCCACUGUGGGAGACUGGUGA
Coccomyxa subellipsoidea C-169 is the source of this 1476-nucleotide messenger RNA. Its product is annotated as iron hydrogenase. The transcript is spliced from 8 exons. Gene Ontology annotation, molecular function: 4 iron, 4 sulfur cluster binding. The record is from RefSeq and is a predicted model, not a curated record. NCBI's taxonomy places the organism in Eukaryota, Viridiplantae, Chlorophyta, Trebouxiophyceae, Coccomyxaceae. Bases 1 to 1476 code for a protein of 491 amino acids.